AUCCUCAUCCUCCUUUCCCCCACACAUCCGAGCACCACCCGCACGCACACCUCCAUCCCCAUCCCCAUCCAGGACCAACAACCCCACCCCUCCGCACACAACGUAUAAAAGCCCGCCUUACUGCUCUCCUCGGUGCGGAUGCAGCGAGGUACUUCCAGGCUGUGACCAUAUUUCUCACGGGACGGGUCAUGAGGCAGGAGAUGGACGGUGUUCUCGAGGGUGUUCUGAAGUCUACCGAGGCUCUGGCAUUACACAAUGCCCUCAUCCUCUCCAUCCUACGCACCGCCUCCCUCUCCCCUACCGCCCUCUCCAACCUCUCCCUCCCCCCUCCCGGUACAUCCCCAACACGCAAACGCAAGCGUAUCUACCCGUAUCAAGGCACUUCCGGGGAAGAAGAGUACGGCGGGCGCAGUAAACGGAUGCGCGAGUGGGUGGUGGGCAUGGGCCGGGCAGAGCGGGAACGGUUAAAGGCGCUCGUAGGUGAGGCAGGGGAGGAAUACC
This is a messenger RNA of Dacryopinax primogenitus, 501 nucleotides long. RefSeq lists its product as uncharacterized. Lineage: Eukaryota; Fungi; Basidiomycota; Dacrymycetes; Dacrymycetales; Dacrymycetaceae. The annotation marks the transcript as partial. The record is from RefSeq and is a predicted model, not a curated record. The transcript is spliced from 2 exons.